Molecule: messenger RNA, 1842 nt
Organism: Cannabis sativa
Lineage: Eukaryota; Viridiplantae; Streptophyta; Magnoliopsida; Rosales; Cannabaceae
Product: 4-hydroxyphenylpyruvate dioxygenase
Exons: 2
Coding region: 88-1626 (512 amino acids)
Biological process (GO): L-tyrosine catabolic process
Molecular function (GO): 4-hydroxyphenylpyruvate dioxygenase activity
Source: RefSeq, a predicted model, not a curated record
UACAAGAUUUCUUUAUAUAUGUCUUUGAUUUGAUUUGAUUUGAAAGAGACAAAUAGUACAUGUGGAAAAACUGGUAACCAAUGGAAAAUGAUUAACGUAACCCGUGAAAUAAUUUGGAAAAGCGCGCUGCGGCUAACCGAAAUCUCCCAAAUCUAUUUGAUCACAUGUUCAAUGUCCCCACUUCCAUACAUAAUUACAUACCAUUCCAAAAAACAUUUACACUCUUUACUCCUAUUUAUAGUACUACUCCCACAUAACAAAGUCUCAUUCAAAACAAUAAUAAUUAAAAGAAAGAAAAAAAAAAUGACAAUCAGCAAUGGCAAUGGUCAAAAUACCACUAGGUCGACCACAGUAGAGGAAGACCUCAAAUUAGUUGGAUUCUCAAACUUCGUCCGUACAAAUCCCAAAUCAGACCGUUUCACUGUGAAGCGAUUCCACCAUGUUGAGUUUUGGUGUGGUGACGCUACCAACACUGCUCUUCGCUUCUCUUGGGGCCUCGGCAUGCCUCUGCUCGCCAAGUCCGACCUCUCUACUGGAAAUUCCUCUCAUGCUUCCUAUCUACUUCGAUCCGGUGAGCUUAAUUUCCUCUUCACUGCUCCUUACUCAUCCUCCAUUUCCACCCAUCAAACCUCUUCCGCUUCCAUACCCACCUUCGACCGCUCCACUUUCCUUUCCUUCUUUGCGGCCCAUGGUCUCGCCGUCCGUGCUGUAGCUCUCGAGGUUGAAGACGCGGAGUUUGCUUUCGCUACUAGUGUCGCCAAUGGAGCAAUGCCUUCAUCUCCUCCCAUAAAUCUAGGAGAUGGAGUUGUCAUUGCUGAGGUACGUCUCUACGGAGACGUAGUUUUGCGUUAUGUUAGUUACAAAGUUGAAAGCUCUCAAAACCUGGUGUUUUUACCAGGUUUUGAGUCAGUGCUCACUGCUGAGUCAGAUCAGCCUUUGGAUUAUGGAAUCCGAAGGCUGGAUCAUGCAGUGGGCAACGUCCCUGAACUGCUACCCGCGGUGUCAUAUGUCAAGAAGUUUACGGGUUUCCACGAGUUCGCCGAGUUCACUGCAGAGGACGUCGGAACGAGUGAGAGCGGGCUCAAUUCGAAGAUGCUGGCUAACAAUAACGAGACGGUACUUAUUCCGAUGAACGAGCCGGUUCACGGAACGAAAAGGAAGAGUCAAAUUCAGACAUUUUUGGAGCACAAUGAAGGGCCUGGGAUACAACACUUGGCUCUGGCUAGUGAAGACAUAUUCGGAACGCUGAGGGAGAUGAGGAAGCGAAGCGGGUUGGGUGGGUUCGAGUUCAUGCCUUCACCACCACCAACUUACUAUAAAAAUCUCAAGAAUCGAGCUGGGGAUGUGUUGACAGAGACUCAGAUUCAGGAAUGUGAGGAGUUGGGGGUUUUGGUGGACAGAGAUGAUCAGGGUACUCUGCUCCAGAUUUUCACCAAACCAAUUGGAGACAGACCGACGAUAUUCAUUGAAAUAAUACAGAGAGUUGGGUGCAUGGUGAAGGAUGAUAAAGGCAAGCUUUACCAAAAAGGUGGUUGUGGAGGCUUCGGAAAAGGCAAUAUCUCAGAGCUCUUUAAGUGCGUCGAGGAGUAUGAGAAGACAUUACUUAAAACCAAAGUGGUUACCUAAUCACUCUAUUUAUUAAUUCCAUAAUAAAUUCUCAAUUUGCUUGCUAUAAAAGUAAGGUUUAUUAUGUAUAUCUAGCUAGUAUGAUGAUGGUGCUGUCUUUCUUGGAAUAAUUCAAACAUAUAUAUAAUGAUUGAGGUGUUGUUGUUGUACCUAAUUAUUUGUUGUUGUUUUUGUAUUAUAAACAUCUCAAUCCUAAUAAAUAAUUGUUAUCUAAAA